Messenger RNA from Acanthoscelides obtectus, 1947 nucleotides. Lineage: Eukaryota; Metazoa; Arthropoda; Insecta; Coleoptera; Chrysomelidae. The record is from the annotation of a GenBank genome assembly.
AUCAAAUAAUUUUUCCACGUCCAAGGAUAUACAGCAGUUUUCCUUGAUUUUGAUUCCAUCAUAAUUGUUGUUGGCAUGAAUAACAUUGAAGGUUUCCAGCUAAAGUAUUGACUUGGCAACUGAUAGUGGUACUGACGUUUUAAGCCCCAUGUAGAACUAUGUAAAGUAUGUACACAACAGAUUACAUCAAGUAAGCACUUUUAAUGAUAUCGAAAUAUUUAUCAACAAAUCAUGCACCUGCAUGGCAAUAAUAUCAAAUGACCAUGGAAUGAAUAUAACGUAUAUACACAGAUAUGUUAUCGAUGUGUGUUCUCUUCGAUUCUGCUCACAGGAAAGAGGAAGCCGAAUUGUUAACUUGUCGAGUUGUCAAUCGCUGAAGUUCUACGUGGGAUGUGGAACAUCCAGUGUGUGUUGUGACGGAGGAAAGGGGUGAAGGAGUGAGGCUGACCCCGAACUAUGAAAAUAUGGGCCAGUGGUGCUGGCUGGUCUGAAUACCCAGUGGGUCAGUCAGAAUUUUAUUUUAACGUAUUUUUAUCCAUUUUCCAAAUAGCGAAAUAGAGAUGUCUACGGGUGUGGCGGACUCAAAAAACAAGUAUUCCAUAUUACUUCCAACUUACAAUGAAGUGGAAAAUCUACCCAUUAUAGUAUAUCUUAUCAUAAAAUAUAUGAGUAAAAGUGUCUACGAUUUUGAAAUUAUUGUGAUUGAUGAUGGCAGUCCAGAUGGCACAUUGGAAGCAGCACAACAACUACAAAAGAUUUAUGGUGAGGACAAGAUAGUAUUAAGGCCAAGAGAGAAAAAGUUAGGUCUAGGCACAGCUUAUAUCCAUGGUAUUCAACAUGCUACUGGAAACUUCAUUAUCAUUAUGGAUGCAGACUUGAGUCAUCAUCCUAAAGCUAUUGCAGAGUUCAUCAAAAAACAAAAGGAAAAGGAUUAUGACAUUGUAUCAGGGACAAGAUACAUAGGAGCAGGUGGAGUAUAUGGUUGGGAUUUCAAGAGGAAACUUGUUUCAAGAGGUGCUAAUUUUCUUACACAACUCUUGCUGAGACCUGGGGCUUCAGACUUGACAGGCUCAUUUAGGUUGUAUAAAAAAGAUGUUUUAGAGAAACUUAUCAAGAGUUGUGUUUCCAAAGGGUAUGUUUUUCAAAUGGAAAUGAUAAUCAGAGCAAGGCAGUUAAAUUAUACAAUAGGUGAAGUACCUAUAACCUUUGUGGACAGGUUAUAUGGGGAGUCGAAGUUAGGAGGUACAGAGAUUAUACAGUUUGUAAGAGCUCUUUUGUAUCUGUUUGCCACCACAUAAUUUGCUUUUAACAUUCAUAUUUUGCCUUUAUUUGUUGUAGGAAAUAUUUGUAUCUGUAAAAUACAUUGAACAUUGAAACAUUUGUUUAUUUAUAUAAAUGGUCUAUUUCAUUUUUAUUUACAUUGCAUUAUAUGAUUUAAUAUUAUCAUAACGACAGUGAUGUCCGAUGUUACUCCCACUAGGCGGUGGUGCUUGAGGUUUAAAGCUGUCAAACAUAGAUGGGGAAAAAAGAUUCGAUAGACACGUAAUGGGAGAAAGAUUUGACAGAAAAAUAACAUAUUGUUCACGUUUUUACGUCUAUUGACGUAAAUAGCUGAUCAGUAGUUGACAUGUUAUAGAUUACGAAAUAAGAUAAUGAUGCUGUCUUAUAGAAUUUAUAAGCAGACAUUAAGAUAUAAAAUUAUGUAAAUACAUAUAAUGAUAAUACUAUUUAAUAUAAAUAAUACAUUUUCAUAAAUACCUAAAGCUACUAUUUACAAAGUCAUUAUACAACCUUCACAUUUACUGCUGCCGUUUUCUGUUUAUCUACAACUUGCAGUAUAUUAACAGUAGUAGUAUUGAUAAUAAAAUUAUGUUUACAAACUGGUGCUCUUGCACAUUCCAUAUGUCAAGUCUUAAAAUUAAAUAAAAGUUCUAUUUACUUCUUUUA